AUGAAAGAGGUUGUAAGGAAAGAAGUCAUGAAACUCUUAGAUACUGGCAUGAUCUAUCCAAUUUCUGAUAGUGCAUGGAGAUGCGAGAAAAGCCCAUUCCCCACCUCAUAUGGAAACAAAUAUAUCUUGGUGGCAGUGGAUUACGUAUCUAAGUGGGUAGAGGCAUCUGCUUUGCCAACCAACGAUGCUCGAUUUAUAAUAUCCUUCAUUAAGAAGAACAUUUUUGUGAGGUAUGAAGUACCGAGAGCAAUGCUCAGCAACAAAGGUACGCAUUUCUGUAAUAAACAAGUUGAGUAUGUGCUUGCUAAGUAUGGAGUUAGACACCGUAUUGCCACACCGUAUCAUCCUCAAAUUAGUGGGCAAGUGGAAAUAUCAAAACGAGAAUUGAAGCGCAUUCUUGAGAAAACAGUGGGAAAUGCUCAGAAAGACUGGGCUAGCAAGCUUAAUGGUGCCCUGUGGGAAAAGCUCAAAUCUAAAUGGUCAGGACUACUUGUGGUGAACGAGAUGCGUCCUUAUGGAACAAUAGAAAUUAGCCCAAUUGAUUCUGACAUAAGCUUUAAAGUUAACAAACAACGAUUGAAACCAUACCUUGGAGGAGAAAUUGAUAGAGGAACAGCUAUCGUUGCCCUUGUUAAAACUCAGAAGAGGAAAUGGCACCAAAGGACAAAAGUGUCAGGAAAAGAACUAGAGGAGCCACAGUUGCAAGGGAAACAUCUAGCUUCUCAAAUUUUGAUUCCCACAAGUUUAGGACAGCUGCAUAUGAAGAGAGAUUCAGGAAGAUGA
Molecule: messenger RNA, 783 nt
Organism: Gastrolobium bilobum
Lineage: Eukaryota; Viridiplantae; Streptophyta; Magnoliopsida; Fabales; Fabaceae
Exons: 5
Coding region: 1-783 (260 amino acids)
Biological process (GO): DNA integration
Molecular function (GO): nucleic acid binding
Source: RefSeq, a predicted model, not a curated record